This is a messenger RNA of Prunus mume (Japanese apricot), 2046 nucleotides long. The record is from RefSeq and is a predicted model, not a curated record. NCBI's taxonomy places the organism in Eukaryota, Viridiplantae, Streptophyta, Magnoliopsida, Rosales, Rosaceae.
UAAACGUCCAAAACCUCCAUUAACGGUCAAAUCAAAGUAUCUCUUCCAGCAUCACCUACUUCAACAACCUCAGUCGAUCCAAAACCCUCACUCUAAAACCCAGUAAACCGGGGUUUGGUGCAACUACCUCCAAAUUGAAAACCCUUGCCCUUCCCUCUUUUCCUUCUUCAACAUUUCCAUCUCAUUUUGUUCGAAUCUCAAUAAUGGCGGUGCAUCAUAAGCUCGCUUUGAUUCUCGAGAACCCUCUAAACGACGCCGAAUAUCUCCUCGUGAAACAGACGCGACCCCCGAAAUUCAACGACGAAGAGUACGACUCGUACGUGGAUUCCGACCUCUGGGACUUACCCUCCACGCAAUUGAACCUUCUAGAAGGCAUAUCGGAGCCCUCAAUUGCAGUGGGAGGCGCAGAAUCAUGGCCAGGGAAGAUCGAGCUGAAAAAAUUCGAUGUGGAUUCGGCUCUCAAUCGGGUUCUGGAACAAGUAGGGUUUAAGGCAGCUGAUGUUGGAGAUUGGAGCUUGUUGAAGUAUGUGGAGGAAGCUCAAUUUGGACCUGGGCCGCCUAUGAAUUCGGUUUUUGUUAGGGGGAAAUUGGUAGCUUCGCAUCCAAAUUUACCAGAGUCGUGUAAAUGGCUGUCUGUCCCAAGCUGUUUAAACUGGCUUCUUGAAGUGAAACCAGGCAAUGAUCGUGUGGGGCCUUUGAUAGUUGCUGGUCUUCUAAACGAGUUUGUGCAAUCAAGAGAGUUGAAAAUCCCAUCCACCUUAUCUUACCAGGAGUACCCUCCUGGUGUUGUGCUUGUACCGAUGGGAAGCAAGACGGGAAAACCUUUUUAUACGACAAACCUGGUUGUUUUUGCACCUCAAAAUGCUUCUAAUGACUCUGAGAAGAAUGGUUUUAUUGCUUCUGGAGAUGCAUUGAUAGUGGAUCCUGGGUGCCGGUCUGAAUUUCAUGAAGAGCUCGCACAAAUUGUAGCUUCUUUGCCGAGAAAGUUAGUUGUAUUUGUUACUCAUCAUCAUCACGAUCAUGUGGAUGGUCUUUCAGUUGUUCAACGUUGCAACCCUGAUGCUACUUUAUUAGCACAUGAAAAUACCAUGCGACGCAUUGGAAAAGAUGACUGGUCUCUUGGUUUUACUGCAAUUUCUGGAGCUGAAGAGAUUUGCAUUGGAGGUCAGCGACUGAUUGCCCUUUUUUCUCCGGGACAUACAGAUGGUCAUAUGGGACUGCUUCAUGCCAGUACUCACUCAUUGAUUGUCGGUGAUCAUUGUGUGGGUCAAGGUAGUGCUGUACUGGAUGUUACUUCCGGGGGAAAUAUGACUGAUUACUUUCAAUCAACUUACAAAUUUAUGGAGCUUGCUCCACAUGCUUUGGUUCCCAUGCAUGGGAGAGUUAACCUAUGGCCAAAACACAUGCUUUGCGGAUAUCUCAAGAACCGCAGAGCUAGAGAAAGUUCCAUCUUGAAAGCGAUAGAAAAUGGAGCAGAAACAUUGUUUGACAUAGUUGCAAAUGUAUAUUCGGAGGUUGAUCCUAGCGUUUGGAUUUUUGCAGCAUCAAAUGUGAGACUUCAUGUGGAUCAUUUAGCCCAGCAAGAUAAGCUACCAAAGGGAUUCCAUUUAGAAACUUUCUAUCACAGUAUUGAUGAACUCUCUGAUAAGGUGGGUAAAUUAUGGGCCCAAGUGAGGAAGCUGCUCUCUCUUUGACCCAUUCACAAACUACCUUUAGGAAUUUUUGAUUCAGAAGUUCCGAAAAACUUGUGGGCUGCGUUUCUUCUCUCUAUGGAUUUGGGCAUACUUUAGUUGUGGUGUCCGGUUAUAUUGUACGAAGCCUAGGAUAUCUCAGUUUCUUGUUGCAGGGGCGGUGGCUAGCUUCGCCCUGUUGUACUCCUUUAAAAACAGGUUUAGUUCCAAGUAAGAUUUUCUUGGGGGUAAUUGCCAGGAUCAAUUCCCAGGAACAGGCUGGAAUUGUGUUAAUAUAUUAUAAAAAAUAAAUGCGAACUGUCAAAAUUGCACAACUUGUAUUUUAUUUUAUUGUUUGGUGUAAGUGACAUUUCCU